Thermochaetoides thermophila DSM 1495 is the source of this 951-nucleotide messenger RNA. Its product is annotated as vacuolar protein sorting-associated protein 26-like protein. Bases 1 to 951 code for a protein of 316 amino acids. The transcript has 4 exons. Gene Ontology annotation, biological process: retrograde transport, endosome to Golgi; intracellular protein transport. Gene Ontology annotation, cellular component: endosome; retromer complex. The record is from RefSeq and is a predicted model, not a curated record. Lineage: Eukaryota; Fungi; Ascomycota; Sordariomycetes; Sordariales; Chaetomiaceae.
AUGUCGUACUUCUUUUCGACGCCCGUGGACAUAGAUAUUGUCCUCGCGGACGCCGACAAGAGAGCCAUGGUCGACGUUAAGCUGGACAAGAACCGUCGCGAGAAAGUCCCCCUCUACAUGGACGGCGAGUCCGUUAAGGGCUGCGUGACUGUCCGGCCCAAGGACGGCAAGCGCCUAGAACAUACAGGCAUCAAAGUCCAGUUUAUUGGGACAAUAGAAAUGUUCUUCGAUCGGGGUAACCAUUACGAGUUCCUCUCUCUCGUCCAAGAGUUGGCGGCUCCCGGCGAGCUGCAACACCCGCAGACCUUCGACUUUAAUUUCAAGAAUGUCGAGAAGCAGUACGAGUCGUACAACGGCAUUAACGUGAAGCUGCGGUACUUUGUGCGCGUGACGGUCUCACGGCGCAUGGCCGAUGUGAUCCGCGAGAAGGACAUUUGGGUGUACAGCUACCGCAUCCCUCCCGAGCUUAAUAGCAGCAUCAAGAUGGAUGUUGGUAUUGAGGACUGCCUGCACAUUGAGUUUGAAUACAGCAAGAGCAAGUACCAUCUCAAGGACGUUAUUGUCGGUCGGAUCUACUUCUUGCUUGUCCGGCUCAAGAUCAAGCACAUGGAGCUGAGUAUCAUCCGACGUGAGACCACUGGCGUUGCUCCAAACCAGUAUAAUGAGAGUGAGACGUUGGUGCGGUUUGAGAUCAUGGAUGGCUCGCCCUCACGAGGAGAGACGAUACCAAUUCGCCUCUUCCUGGGUGGCUUCGACUUAACCCCGACCUUCCGGGAUGUCAACAAGAAAUUCUCCACAAGAUACUAUUUGAGUCUAGUGUUAAUCGAUGAAGAUGCAAGAAGAUACUUCAAGCAGUCAGAAAUUAUCCUUUACCGGCAACCACCCGAGUACGACAACCAGCUAUUACCCCCGCCACCGGAUCAAAAGCAGGUGACUGCGCCUUUGGCAUGA